This is a messenger RNA of Neocloeon triangulifer, 1622 nucleotides long. RefSeq lists its product as uncharacterized. The record is from RefSeq and is a predicted model, not a curated record. The transcript has 2 exons. Lineage: Eukaryota; Metazoa; Arthropoda; Insecta; Ephemeroptera; Baetidae. The coding region runs from base 464 to 1465 and encodes 333 amino acids.
CAUGUAAAAAAAUCGUGCAUUCCACGGACUAAAGAAUACAAGUUUUACUAGUUUUGACAGCAUCUGAGAAAUCCUAAUAUGCACAAUAUUCAAAGAAUAACCUUGAAACUUUGAUAAUUUUACAGUUUUAUUUGUAAACCCACCUCAAAAGUUGAGAAUUUUGCAAAAAUUGAAGCGGGUAAGUGCACAAUUUUCCAUGGAGAUUGGGUUGUUUUCGGUUGUUUUUGUUUUCAAGGUGGCAGCACCGUCGGCCUACUUGCAAGGGUGACGAUUAGCGCGGGAAAAUAGACUGACAGAAAAGACUGGAAUCAACAAAACCAUAGUCAACAAGAAUCUCUCAUCGUCACUCAUAAUCAUUCCACGGAAAUUUUGUGAAAAAAAUUUAAGUACGUGUGUAAAGGAGACAGAAUAGAAACUCGAACCCUGCUUGAAUAAGAGAGAUUGAGAGCUUUUCACUUUGACCAUGGCAGAUGAUUUAUCAACAACAAAUUUGAUGCCAUUCAAAUGGUUGAUGACCCAAGAAGACUGCCUUCUCUCAACAAACAAGGACAAACCAACGAACCAGCAAGCCCCUUUGUCAAAUUCCACCAGAGCAAGCUCACUUUCUCAGCGACCCUUUACCCAAAUCUCCUUUCCAUCUUUCACUCAACUGGUUUCCGAUGAAACUUUAAAAAUUCCAGACCCUUACAAGCCACCUCCGGAGCCCAAAAGUCCCCAAGAACUGUCAGAACUGGCCUGGAUAGUCGUUCAGAUGCUCCCACACAAAGAUGUCAUUCUGCAAGAUUUGCUCUACAUUUUCGAAAACUCAAAAACCAAGCUUGGCAGGACAUUGGAAAUCGGUCUUAAAACGCCUCUCACUUCAACACCUUUUUUGCAAACUUUUCUUGCAAAAUGUCCUCUUCUGCAUGAAAAUGAAUUUAGCAGCUCGUCAUCUUCUUCUGAAGACAGCUCCGAAAGUGACGAUUCCGAAGUGGAACCUUCUCAGGAAAACUCAUCCAUGGACAAAGAAGAGCACCCAGUACUUCUGCAGAACAAGUCCUCCUCUAGCUCACUUGAAACUGUCAAGGAAAACGACAUCAUUAAUGAUUUGGAAAUUUCGAGCUCUGAAGAUGAAAUAGAGGAAGUUUGUGAAAUGCCUCUAAUAGAAGAGGAUACAGCCGGGAAAGUCCCAACCGAAAGCCCCGAGGCCCCGGAGGAAUCACAGACGCAGCAUCUAUUUGGACUAGACAUGCCAGAUUUGAGCAACACUGCGGCAAAAGGAACGCAAACUGACCUCACAAUGGUAGACAUUGAGAAGUUGAUGCGAAAAACCAAAGGAAGCAAAGAGAUUCAAUUGAGCGGACGAGCGAGUGAAAAUGGGAAGAACGAAAGCGAAGUCCCUACCAAGAAGAGAAAGAAACCAACAGUCAGGAUCAGGCUAGGGUUGCCUAGAUACAAAGGGAAAAAAGGAGAAAGAAAACAGUGAGAAAACAAGUUUAAAUUUACAGUAACUCGUCUUGUAUUGCCAUUCAUCAGUUUUUAGUUUCAAUCAAAAUUAUGUAAUUUCAAGGCAGAAUGGGCAGAACAAUACUUUCAUUUCAAUUUGAAAAAUAAUGUAAAAUAAAAAUUUACAAUGAGUGAAA